Sphenostylis stenocarpa is the source of this 228-nucleotide messenger RNA. The record is from the annotation of a GenBank genome assembly. Lineage: Eukaryota; Viridiplantae; Streptophyta; Magnoliopsida; Fabales; Fabaceae.
AUGGUGGUAUACAUGCACGCCUUUAUAGUCCAUUCCAUUUGCAACCCACGCACGUUAAUGUACUCUAAGACAAUAGGGGUAAAAUCCUAUAAACUCACUCUUAUGAAAGUGAAAGAAGAAACACAAGGAUGGGUCUAUCCACAUGUUGCAGGUGCUCUUUAUAACCGGUGGGUUUCUAGAAACAUCCACUUAAGCGAGAUGUCCUUAGAAUUCAAUAUAUACAAGUAG